AUGGAAAGCCCAUCUCGCAAGGCCGGCCGCCAUGGGGCCUUCAAAGUUCUCAUUGCCGGCGGGUCUGUCGCUGGCCUGGCUCUGGCCCUCAUUCUUGAAGCGUACGACAUUGACUACUUGCUGCUGGAAAAGCACUCGCAGAUAGCACCGUUCCUUGGAACAACGGUGGGAAUCAAUCCGAAUGGGGCCCGCAUCCUCGAUCAACUCGGGGUUUACGGAAGUCUGGACAAACUCGGGGGCAAGCAGCACACCAACUUUUAUUAUGACCCGGAGGGAAAACUGCUGGCUGUACAGGAGCCGAUUGAUGAUUCGAUGAGGUGGCUGUUCGGGUAUGAUUUCUGUUUUCUGAACAGACAGGAUCUCCUCCGUGCACUCUAUAAUGCGGCCAAGCAUAAAUCGAAGAUUAAGACCGCUACAGAAAUUGCUGAUAUUGUCGAGCAUGAGUCCCAGGUCAAGGUGAUCACCCGCGACGGUAGUGAAUUUCAGGGUGACAUCCUCGUUGGUGCCGAUGGAGUGCACAGUCGAGUCCGUAGGGAGUUGUGGAGGAUUGCAGAGGAGACGUUGCCAGAAUGUAUAACCCAGCAUGAUAAGAACGCCGUCCAAAGCACGUAUAGUUGUAUGACAGGCAUAUCACCUUGUCCACCGGGCCUUACAGACAGACAAGCCAGCCGAUGCAUGAACUACAAUAGAUCUUAUGUGGUGUUGACCCAACCUGGGGCAGAGCUCUGUUGGUGGCUUGCAUUCUUCAAGCAUGACCAGACGCUCAGCGAGGGAGAUAUUCCACGGUAUACAGUCGACGACCACAAAGAUAUCCUUGACAAGUAUGGCAGCGACAAAGUCGGUGAAACGACAUUGAGUCAACUCUACAAGUCAGCACACCACAAAGUCCUCGUCCCUAUUGAAGAAUUCACGCUCGACAAAUGGUUCCUGGGAAGAGUAGUGCUUCUAGGUGAUUCUUGUCACAAAGUGCACCCCAUCAUCGGGCAAGGCGCCAAUCAAGCAAUUGAGUCGGCGGCAUGUUUAGCCGACCUCCUUCGUUGCCUUGUUCACGGGGAUAUUUCCCGUACGAGUGACGAUGCUGCUAUUCAUGCCAUCUUUUCUCGGUAUCACAGCACACGACAUCCGCGCGCGGUUUCGGUGAUGAAUGCAGGCCGCUUUAGCCAGUGUGUUGAUUCACUGGAUACACGGUGGUUCAAGUUAUUUGCCUUUUAUGUAGGCACAAAAACGCCCAUACAAGACGGAUUUCUGCCUUCAUUUGCCAACUUGGUUCUUCCAGCUGUUAGUCUCAGGGGGCUCCCACAGCCAGAUCAUGGAGGGAAUAUGGCAUAUGAAGACCAAAUCAGGAUAAACCCCUCUCCACGGUCAAAACGUGACACGUUAUCUUUUGUCUCUAUCGUGGUUUUGUUGUCGUCUUUGUCAUUUUAUGUCGGAGCAAUGCUCAAAGCGAGAUCCUACUCCUCUGGCGCAUAUGGAGAACCGUCUUUCUACUCAGGUGCACAGAGAAUCGCCAUCAAUAGCGUGUGGAUAGUCGAGUCGUAUCGCGCCAGUGCCGCUUUAACUCCUUUGAUGAGCGCCCUUCCCUUCAUUACUCUAGCAACCCUCAUCAACAACUGGCAAAUAACUCUCGCCAUUUACUGCAUUCUUCACAUACGCCACUCCAGCAGCCGUGACUUCUACUAUCCCAACCCACGAGCCAUCAACACCAAAUGCCUUGGUGAUACCUGGCGUUUUUCUCAUUUUGUCUUUCCGCUUGUUGUUUAUAUCCAAGGUACAGUCGUGCAGAUACUACCCACGACAACGAAGCUGCGUGCCGGGACAGAAGCAGAUGCAGCUAGGCUCAAGAUCAUUACAUCGUUUUCUAGCGCUCAUGACAUCCCAUAUCUGCUUCGAUAUUAUGUCAUAAUCUUCCUCCUAGCGAGUGUGGCGCAUCUGAGCGCAGCAGCAGCAGCACUAGUGGAUGGAAAGAGUGCUGGGCUAGGAGAAUGGGUGACUUUAGCACCUAUAGCUCUAGGCUUGUCUGUUUUCACUGCUUGGGAUUUGAAAAGAGUCAAUAUAUGGAAUGGAUCGGUGAUAUGGGCCUCUGUGUGUGUUCUGCUGACAUUAGGGUUUGUUGGACCGGGAGCUGUGUUGAUUGGUUUGUGGACGUGGAGGGAGAGGCGCAUUGAAGAGGGGAGAAGACAUGAGAAUUAG
This is a messenger RNA of Talaromyces atroroseus, 2190 nucleotides long. RefSeq lists its product as hypothetical. The transcript is spliced from 5 exons. Lineage: Eukaryota; Fungi; Ascomycota; Eurotiomycetes; Eurotiales; Trichocomaceae. The coding region runs from base 1 to 2190 and encodes 729 amino acids. The record is from RefSeq and is a predicted model, not a curated record. Gene Ontology annotation, molecular function: FAD binding.